Messenger RNA from Psammomys obesus (fat sand rat), 3558 nucleotides. It is a transcript of the gene Pdgfd, whose product is annotated as platelet derived growth factor D. Bases 110 to 1222 code for a protein of 370 amino acids. Lineage: Eukaryota; Metazoa; Chordata; Mammalia; Rodentia; Muridae. Gene Ontology annotation, molecular function: platelet-derived growth factor receptor binding; growth factor activity. The transcript has 7 exons. The record is from RefSeq and is a predicted model, not a curated record. Gene Ontology annotation, biological process: positive regulation of ERK1 and ERK2 cascade; positive regulation of protein autophosphorylation; positive regulation of cell migration. Gene Ontology annotation, cellular component: membrane.
GCAGCGCGGCGGCGGCAGCAGCGCUCCACCGGCUCAACCCGGUGGGCUUCAUCUAUUUAUUUAGUUAGUUAGUUUUGGAGCGACGCUGUCCCUAGGUCGCUGAUCCCAAAUGCACCGGCUUGUCUUCAUCUCCAUUCUCGUGUGCGCGAACUUUUGCAGCUACCGGGACACUUCUGCGACUCCGCAGAGCUCAUCCAUCAAAGCUUUGCGCAAUGCCAACCUCAGGAGAGAAGAGAGCAAUCACCUCACAGACUUGUACCGGAGAGAUGAGCAUGUUCAGGUGACAGGCAAUGGCCACGUGCAGAGUCCUCGCUUCCCCAACAGCUACCCACGGAACCUGCUCCUGACAUGGCGGCUCCAUUCCCAGGAGAAAACACGGAUACAGCUAGCCUUUGACCAUCAGUUUGGACUAGAGGAAGCAGAAAAUGAUAUCUGUAGGUAUGAUUUUGUGGAAGUUGAAGAUAUCUCUGAGACCAGCACUGUUGUCAGAGGGAGGUGGUGUGGCCACAAGGAAAUCCCCCCAAGGAUAACGUCAAGAACAAACCAGAUUAAGAUCACAUUCAAGUCCGAUGACUACUUUGUGGCAAAACCUGGAUUCAAGAUUUAUUAUUCAUUUGUGGAAGAUUUCCAACCGGAAGCAGCCUCAGAGACCAACUGGGAAUCAGUCACAAGCUCUAUCUCUGAGGGGGCCCAUCACGCCCCAUCAGUAACGGACCCUACUCUCACUGCCGACGCCCUGGACAAAACCAUUGCAGAAUUCGAUACUGUGGAAGAUCUGCUUAAGCACUUCAAUCCAGAGUCUUGGCAAGAUGACCUGGAGAAUUUGUAUCUGGACACCCCUCAUUCUAGAGGCAGGUCAUACCAUGACCGGAAGUCCAAAGUGGAUCUGGACAGGCUCAAUGAGGAUGUCAAGCGUUACAGCUGCACUCCCAGGAAUCUCUCGGUGAACCUCCGGGAGGAGCUGAAGCUGACCAAUGCGGUCUUCUUCCCACGGUGCCUUCUCGUGCAGCGCUGUGGCGGCAACUGUGGCUGCGGAACUGUCAACUGGAAGUCCUGCAUGUGCAGCUCAGGGAAGACCGUGAGGAAGUAUCACGAGGUAUUGAAGUUUGAGCCUGGCCAUUUCAAGAGAAGAGGCAAAGCUAAGAAGAUGGCUCUUGUCGAUAUCCAGCUGGAUCAUCAUGAGCGGUGUGAUUGCAUCUGCAGCUCGAGACCACCUCGAUAAAACAUGGUGCACAUAUGUACAUUAUGCUUGAAAUAACCUUUAGGUUAAGAAAAAGGGAAUAAGGGACCCUUUGACAACCCUAAACAGCCAGACUUGCUUCUAAUCGACAAUGCAGUGAAUAAAAGUGGAAACCUUGCUUUGUUAGUGCCGUGGCAAAAGAAAGCAUUCAUCAUCAAUUUCUAGAUCUAUAAACAUAGGAAUUCACUUAUUAACAGUAUGUGAAGACAUGUAUGUAUACCCAGAUACACAUCUAGCUCUAUGUGUGUAAAUAGAUGCAAAGCUGUAUUUACUGAGGUUCUCCAGAAACAAAUGAUUAGAUGAUUACUCAAUUUUGUGCUAAAGUAAGGAAUGUGUCAAACAUAUAAGAUAUAUUUUUUGAAGUUGAGAAGGUAAAUUUCUCUUAAAACUUUGUGUCAUAAAAUGUGUUGGAUCUUGCUCUCUUAAAGAAGGUAUUUGUCCAUUAAACAAAAGAUGAGACUUUCUUAUGUAUGUAUCUUAAUUAUAAGGAGAAAAAUAUAUGUAGUUUCUGGGGAUGAAAGCAAGUAGUUAAAUAUUUUCUUCAUGAGAUGCACUACACACCUACAAGAGUGGACAGUAAGUAUCUGUCUCCAAAACUGCACCACAGUAGUACAUGAUGGUUAAACAUCAGGUCAUUAAAUCCUCUUUUAUGUAUUUUGUCAAGGCAAGCUAGGUCACUGAGCAUCCUUCUCAAUGAAUUGCUCAAAUAAUUGGAUGAAUCUUUCAAGAGACAAGCAAUUGGUUGCAGCAGAACUUUGGAAUUAUUAUUAUUUUUUAUUCUAAAAAUCUGCAGAAAACCAAGUGUAUUCAGGAAUAGCAUGGCAUCAUGCCCGAGCCUUUCAACAUGAUAUUCACGGCAAGACUUAAGUGAUAGAAAGUCAGAAAUAAGCGAGUAUUGACAUAACUGGAAAACUAAAUGAGCUAUUAAAUAAGGUCCACAAUUUAAAAUGUGUUUAAUUCUCCAAACUGUGCCAAUAACUUUCUAUGUUUUGCUUUUGGGUUCUUAUCUUUCAAUAUAUACAUAUGGACUUGUGUUAAAUUAGACAAUCCAUCAUCAAACAUUUAUAGCCUUAAAGCUUUUGUGCAUUAACAAAACAACUAACUCUUAUUGAUGUUAAUCCCCAAUACUAUACUUAAGAUUCUGAAUAUCUAUUUCUGGAUCAGCAGAAAUCAGUCGUGUGUUGCCUAUCCUUUUCACGCCUUCUGACCUUACUCUACAGAGCCAGCUGUAAGUCGUGGAAGACAUCUGUCCUGCUUUCCCACUGGAAAGCUUUUUGCAUUGGUUAUUAGGAAUGAGAGUCAUUUUUCCUCAGUGGCUUCUCCAUAGCUAUUCUAAAGAGACUGAGUCCAGAAACGGGACGCCGUUCAUUGCUCUCCACAGCAAGAUGCUUGGGAGGGACCAAGUCAGCUUGAGGCUACAUUUUUCUUCCUGCGUUGAGUAGAAAAAAGAACGGAUUUCUUUGGUGAGUCCAGUGCUGCCCUGAGCCCGGACCCGUCUGGUACCAGUCCUGUUCACAGGCUGCUUUAGUCCAGUGGCAGAUGAGUGGUUCAGAUACACUUGUAUGGAUAAGUAUGAUGCUGUGCAAUCCAAGUUGCUGGCUCAGCAAACCUGCUUUUAUUGUCACAUAUCUUCUAAAGGUUCUGUGCAAUUAUCUGUCAGUUCUACUCGAAGGAUUAUUAAAAUUAAUACUGCAUUGCUCAGUUGUCCAGCAUGCCACAGAACAAUGAGAAGUAGGCCAGGUCCCAAAUCAGGAGCCACUUUUCUCUCUAUGGCACUUGCAAGCUUCCUGUGAAAUAAUGGUCUCCUGUACUAAAGCCAAGUUAUGUUCCAUUACUCAUUGUACACGGCACAGCUCAGCCACAGCUGUGAAUAUAAAACAUCAGAGUGCUCUAUCCAGUUUUCAAUAAACCUUCCUGGUGGCAAGAACCAGUUCAGGCCAUGGCUGGGCUUUGUAUUUAUUAGCUGCAAUGUAAACAGACAUGUGCACCUAUGUUGCCUUUUCUUUCUGGAGUGUUUUUAUUAAACCCUCUCCCUUGGUUAUCUGUUAUCUAUUGCACAUCCAACAUGUAUCAAAUAAAUCUGUUCCAUUGCUAUCAAAGAAGUAAAAAUAAAAAACAAACCAUUGUACAAAUUACAUUUCAAAACAACCCAAUAAAUAUACAGUUCUGCAUACAUCACUCACUUGGAAUAAUGCCUCUCAUUUCAUAUGGUCUUAUAGGGCAAAACACUUUCAUAAGUGGAGGGCUUUUGUGAUUUUUUUUUGUCAUAUCAGUAACAUGCAGCUUUUCCUCUCACAUUAUUUUCUAUAGAAAUGUAA